Messenger RNA from Symsagittifera roscoffensis, 981 nucleotides. RefSeq lists its product as uncharacterized. Lineage: Eukaryota; Metazoa; Xenacoelomorpha; Acoela; Convolutidae. The transcript has a single exon. Bases 1 to 981 code for a protein of 326 amino acids. Gene Ontology annotation, biological process: lipid metabolic process. Gene Ontology annotation, molecular function: phosphoric diester hydrolase activity. The record is from RefSeq and is a predicted model, not a curated record.
AUGUUUUAUGACGGGAAGAAUUACCUUACGAAUUUACACUCGCAGAAGAACUGGAUGGCAGACAAUAUAUCUCUUAUAGGAGGAAAAACUCUGGGGCAGAUUUGCAUUCCAGGCUCUCAUGAUUCUGGAAUGAGCAAAUGCGUUGCCGGAACUACAAUGUCUAAUUGUGCCAACACUCAAAACCACACCAACUCCGUCAACAAACAGUUGGAAUUAGGAGUGCGUUUCUUUGACAUCCGGCCCAUCAUAGGGGGAGGGGAGUAUCACACUGGUCAUUAUACUAAGGCUGCUGAUCUAUCGUGGCAAGGUAGUAGAGGCCAGUCAAUGGCAGAGAUCAUAAGCGACGUGAACCAAUUCACUUCAGAUGCAAAAGGCGAGCUCAUUAUUUUAAAUCUCUCCCACGAUCUCAAUACGGAUGUUGGAAACAUGAGCUAUCGACCUUUCGUUUCUUCGGAAUGGAAUCAAUUACUGUCUAUGUUGAAAGACGAACAAACAGGAAUUCGUAACUUGUACCGUAAUUCAAAACAAGACGUCGAAUUGACAAAUGUAACCAUGAUUGACCUUAUUGGCAAAGGUUCAAAGGUUAUGAUUGUAAUCGAGGCCGAAUACUACAGCGGAAUUGAGUUCGAUGACUGUUUCUUCAAGUUCGAGUGUCUGAAACGAUUCGACAAGUAUGCAGACACGAACGAUUUCAACCAAAUGAUGAAUGAUCAGUUUGAAAAACUGAAAGCAAACAGUCAGAAAUACUUUCUGCUGUCUUGGACACUCACUUUAAGUGCAUGGGAGUGUGUAAUAGAUGGAAUUCGAAUACCCGUCGAAACUAUUCUGGAAUUGGCGAACGAGGCAAAUCGAAAACUCUGGACAGACUUGUACGGAAAAAAUCUAGCAAAUGAUUCUUGCUUGAAGCCGAAUAUCAUCUAUAUGGACAAUAUCGUGGAUUCAUCGCAAGUGCUUUUGUGUCUGAAAAUAACAGAAGCGUGA